CACGAGAACCAAGAAGUGUACAGCGGCGGACGGCGACUGACAGAAUCACAGACUCCAGUGAAAUCCGACUCCACUGCACACAGCACAGACACAGAGGGCGUACCACCUUGCAGUUACAUUACACAUACACAUACACAACACGCAUAUAGCUAGUGAUCGCGAUUACCUCACGGUGUAACCAAGUGAUGUGACCUCCGACCCGACAAGAACAUCGCAACAGCAAGGUCAUCGAAGACAUAGAAGACAAGAUGUCUUCCACGAUGAAUGCCACACUGCCCCUUCCCAUCACCAAUGGCUUGUCUUGGCACAAGUCUGGAGACGACUGGGGAGGCAGCCUGUCGAAGAGCAGCAAGCGCAAAAGUAGAUAUCCACCGUGCGAGUGCUGUCCUUAUGGCUACCACAUUGACUUGGACUUUGUGCGUUUCUGCGAGACCUUGGCGCAAGGAGUCAGUGGGGACGCAGCCAGCAAGCAGCGCCGCAAGGAGCGCCGACGCCAGCGCAAGUCUAUGGAAGUGUUGUUGGGUCUCAACAGCCCUCCCACAUGGAGUUCUGACAGAGACAUGCCGCAGUUUAUGAACGAACCGCUGAAGGAAGAGGCAACAGUACUAGACAGUGGUGAUUCUCACCUUAGCCCUGUGAAGGACGAACUACAAAAAGCUGUACUAGACUUUGAGGACACUCUGCAACGCUCUCAGAACUCCCUUAAAAAGUCUUCAGAUGUUGCUGCAGUCGGAAGCACCUUCUACCUCCCUUCCCAAGACCAGGACCUGGACAAUGGUAAUAACUCGUCUGGCCUCAGCGCAUCUGCUCUCCAGAACAUUCGAGAGCAGAUGGCUCAGAGCUUGGAAAGAAUGAAAGAGUUAGAAGAACAAGUUAAAGCCAUUCCAGUUCUUCAGAUUCAGCUGUCUGUUUUAAAAGAUGAAAAAAGAAAGCUACAAGAAAAACUUAAAGCAAGUGAGAUGAAAAGAAACACAGGUUCAGACCUUUUAGAUGCCGAUUCAUUUGUUCCAAAGAAAUAUCACACACUACCUCUUAAAUCAGGAUUGGACAUUAAAACACCUCACAUAAAUGAAACUUCACUUGUUAGAAAACCUUCGAUGAGGGAUGUGAGUGUCUCGUGCAUUACAAUGAUGCGAGAUGUUGGAGUGAGUCAUUGUGAGCCUCCUGUGAUGACUCGUGAUGUAGGUGUGAGUCAUUCACCCCCUCCUGUGGCUACUCGUGAUACUGCAGUUAGUCCAAUACCUCAACGCGCCACUAAGGAUGUCGGAGUCAAUAGCUUACCAGCUGACUCAAUACCUCCGGAGGGUUGUAAGUCAUUGACUCAAGACAUGGUAACACUUAAAAGUAUAAUCAAAAAGUCUGAACUUAAAGAUACUGGAACUGUGACAGACUUGUUACACAGCCAAAUUUAUUCUGAUGUCGAAUUGGAUAAAAAUAUCAACAAAGCUAUAAAAAUGUUUGAAAAAACUUAUCUCAGUAAAAUUAGACAAAACAGACUUGAAAAUGUUUCCAGUAUUGGAAUUCAAGCCUCUCCUACCACCGAUACAUUAAAAAUAAUAGAGAAAAAUGACAGAGGUGUCCAAGCUGUACCAGAAGUAAGAUUCAGAAGCUUUGGAGUUAACUGUGUCGUAAAAACAAGAGAUGCUCAAACCAUCGCUCGUCCUGAGACACAUACAGUAGGUGUAUCAGAUGAUACCUUGGACUUUGUCUGUGAAAAGUGUGCUAAUGGCUUAACUAACCUCACAAAUGGAGGCAGUCACAUUAAACCUCUAUCCUUGGCUACCAUGAGCGUUGGGAGAAGUAAAUCAUUUGAUUACAGCGAUAGAUCUCCAUUAAAAAAACUAAGAACCCGUUCCAUAGCUUGUGGCACAACACAUAAGAUCAAUUCAACCAAAUCCUGUGAUACUUCAGACUUGGCUGGCCGACUGAAGGAUGUAGGUGUCAACACUAUAAAAAGAAAACUCGUUGAUACUGCUGUGGGUGAUUCCUUACAGCAAGUGCAAAAUGUUAAUAUAUGUGAUAAGUGCUCCAACACAAUAAAAACAGUAGCAAAGAAUAUUCUAAACCAGUCUAGAGGAGAUUUGACAUCGACAUUGACUACAAACUCAGUUUCUAGGAUCCCAAGGCCUUCCACUCUUACCACUGUAUCCUCCAAUACUAAGAAGCCAACGUUAUUGAGGCAAGACACAUACACCAAAUCAUUCAUCACACCUGAGUCCAUUGAAUCGGCGAAAAAUUCUCUCUCUUGGUUAAAAGAUCAAAGCUCAAUAAGGCCAUAUUGUGCUAAGAGAGGUGGUAGCAGUUCAGAUGAUGGUUCCGACGAUGUAAACUUGUAUGAUGCUGGGCUUCCCAACGAUCAUGGGGUCUUUGAGCCACCAUUAUUUCAACCAAUUCAGGGUGAACCGAGGAAAAAAGUCGAGCCUUCUAAAGAGAUGAGAGCAGCAAUGAAAGUCCUCAAUGAUGCUCUAGCGAAAUCACCGUCAGGAAACCUUCCUCCUCAGAUGAAAAAUGCAAUAAAUAUAAUUCAGCAGGAAUGGUUUAAGAUAUCAAGCACUGCUAAUGCGAACCCGCUAGAUGUUGAAGACUAUUUAGAUUGUCUUGAAGAAAUUUCAAGUAGACUUCUGGAAUAUGUUGUUAAUAUGACUGAUGUUAGUGGGAAUACAGCAAUGCACUAUGCAGUUUCUCACGGGAACUUUGACGUUGUUUCCAUUUUACUGGACUCCAAAGUGUGCAAUAUCAACCAAACAAAUGCAGCCGGCUACACUUGUAUCAUGUUGGUGUCUCUUGCCCAAGUACGGUCGGAAACUCAUCGACAAGUCAUAAAGAGACUGUUCCAGAUGGCAGAUGUCAAUAUAAGAGCAAAACAGCAUGGGCAAACAGCGCUGAUGCUGGCAGUGUCUCAUGGCAGAUUGGACAUGGUUCAACUACUACUGGAGUGUGGAGCAGAUAUGAACAUACAAGAUGAGGAUGGGAGUACUGCACUCAUGUGUGCUGCCGAACAUCACCAUGUUGAAAUUGUCAAACUGUUGCUUGCUCAGCCUGACUGUGACCUUACCAUCAGAGAUUACGACGGGCAAACAGCACUGAAUAUCGCUAUGGAGGCAGGGAACCGGGACAUAGGAGUCUUGCUGUAUGCCCAAGAACAUUUCUCAAGGGGCAGCUCUCCAUAUACGUCUCUAAAACAUCGCCGUGCCAAAAGCACUACUCCUACGUUGCGAACACCCACAUCCCCGCAGCCACGCACCAAACAGGACCAUUCGUUCUAAAUAGUCGUAGUUCUUGAAGAAUUUAUUAAACUUAACAUUGAAUAUUUAAGAGUUUUCUAAUAACAAUUGAAUACUUGCUCCAACAAAUGUACAGUGUGUCUUAAACCAAGUCAAGUAGCCUAAAUAAUUGUUGAAAAUUUACCAUCAACUUCAUAAAAGAAAUUAUAGUGGUAAUAAGAUUAUAUUUCAGAUCUUGUUACUUUAUGCAGUAUAUUUAAAAAGAAUAACCUACAAAAUAGUAUUUUGUUAUUUCAUUUUUGAGUUUCAAUCAUACUAGUUUCCAAACACCUGAGUUAGCAACCAUUGUAUGCAUGGGAUAUUUUUAUCGGUUGAGUAGGAAAGUUAAUCGUAUCAAGGAACACAAAAUAAUAUUCUUGUGAUAAUGUUUUUAGUGAAUAUUUUUUUACCUGAAUUGGUUUAUUUUAAAUCACUACUCACUUAACCCCUGCAACCUAUAUGCACCAGCUGACAUAUUUCUUGAGGGUCUAUGAGUUUUUAACGAUUGCUCUAUCAAAAAUACUUGGAAAAGUGCAAAUACUAUUACGUGCUGUUGUAAUUCAAAAGAAAUCUAAGACUGCAUCACAUUCCACUUUAUUAUUUCAAUCCAAGAAGUAGAUCUAGUCUUUAUAGGAUUUGAGAAUCCAAUUAGUAUUUAGAGAAAGAAAAGUUUUGAUUCUUAAGGUAUUCCAACUUGAAGAUUCUCCUAUUUCAGGUGUAAUAUAAUUAGCCAAACAUUUGCCUUCCCAAUGUUUUACUGUAGUAAAUAUGACUUUCACAUAUAGUGAGGUCAUUAAAAUGUGUGAACUCAGUUAAAAUAGUGAUAGUAGUUGGUGUGGAUAAAAAAGUUCAGUAUUGAAGAAAAUAUUGUAAAAGCUGUGAUCCAUCAUCAUAAAUAUUGUAUGGCUAGCAAUUGUUGGUGGUUUAUCCGGAUUUCCCUGGGUGUUUUUGGCAAUGUUCAAAUUAAAACUAGGGCUUAUAGUUUGGUUUAUCAUGAUAGAAGUAUUGUGAAAUGUUCAAAUUUAUAUUCUUAAAUAAAGAAUUCAAAGUUUUUCAAACCAUCUAAAUGUCAUCCUUUCAUUCAAGAUCAAAUUUAUGGGAGCCCUGAGACAUUUCUGAACCCUGAGCGUGAAAUGAAUAUGAAACAUAUCAUAUUUCGUUAAAAGGUAUUUAAAAUGUACAUGAUAUUUAACCACACGGAAAGUAAAUAAAGAUACAUCCUAUAACACUUAAAACAUAUAUUUACGCUUAAACUGUUACUCUGAUGAUGAUUGGAGUGUCCAAUCGAAAUCGAUCACCACUUGCCACCUUUUUUGUAUAUUUACCGUCUUGUGAAUAACAGUAGGCUAUAAGUGUAAAUAUAUGUUUUAAGUGUUAUAAGACGUUUCUUUAUUUAUUUUCCGUAAAUUUAAUAACACGUACAAUGCUGAUCAAGAAGUUAUUUAACCACACUCAUGAUGUUGGAGAUUUUUUUAUUCAGGCCUAUUCUUCAGAACGAAAAUAUUUUGCUCAUAAAGGCCUAGAAAAAGUAGUAAAGUGCAAAUAAAUUUGGUUGUUAACAAUUUUUAUUUAGUUUGAAGGUAACAAUAAAAUGGAAAAAACAAGUUUUUUAAUUACUUGGACCACAAGUAAACUUAAGUUAAAAGGAAUUGAGAAAUUCCAGUCAUAACUGUGCAUACAUUUUUUUUUUUAUUAUUCACACAGUUCUGCCAUUGAUUGGAGAUGUAUGUUAUGUGUUAAACUUGAGUUGUUCUAAUGUUAUAAAUUCACUGUUUGGUACAGAAAUUGUAUUGUAAAUGUCAAAGCGAAUGUUACGUUCACAUUCAAAAUUAGAUUUGUGUAAAAUAGUUUAAAUUGUUUGUUAUAUAAUUAUUAUAUAAAUGGUUGUAUGAAUUGUUGUCACUUGACUAACGUUUGAUAUAAAUACUGUAUUAACAAAGUUAACUAUUUCAAGCCAUCUGUUAAAAAUCUUGAAUAUGAGAUGUCAGGAAAUUAGCUUUAAUGAACUAGUGUCGAUUUAUCCAAGAAAAUAAAGUAUUGACAUAUUUGGUUAGUGCCAAAUUAGUGUUUUAGGCAGAAAUAAAUGUUCUCUAAGUUUAUCAAUGUGGUUGUGUGUUUUAUGGGCUCUGAGUGAGUUUAAUGUAAUUUGAGUUAUGAUUUUCUUAGUACAGUACAUGCACCAAUCUUAUAGUGACUUGUUUUUGUUAAAUAGAAAACAUCUUAUGUUCAAGAGAGUCUAAUCUCUGUGAAUUAACUUCUUUAAACUAACCAGACAUUAAUCCAGGUUCUAAGUUUUUAACUUAUUGACUAUUAAAUUGAAUCAAUUUUUUUAGUUUUAAUCAGUACAUAUGUAAUGUUAUAAAGAGUUCAACUAAUACAAAACCAUUGUUAAAGGGCAGGUGUGCAACUUAAAACUAAGCCUUAAAUAAGCACAAUUAGGGUUUAACUAAAAACUUCAGUUGUUUUCACUGAAGCUUUCUUAUCUAAAGAAUACAAAUAUCCUGCUACCAUUUAUGGAAAUUUUGAUAUACAGAUUUAGUCAUAAAAAUAUUUAUUUGUGAUUGGGGACUGAAAUUUAAUUUGUGUGAUGGAAAGUAAAAAAAAGUUUUAUGUUUACUAAAAAGCACAAUUUAACUUGAAUUCUCAAGAGAAUUUCAGUAUUUAUAAAUAUAAUAAGGGGAAAAGAAUUUUUAAACGCUGCUCGUGGCACCCAAAUUGGAGUUAAUUUUAAACAUAUUUUGCCUAAGAUGAUUCAUAUAAUUUGAUACUAGUGCAAACUGCCCUUUGUAAGUAAAUUCAGGUUUGUGAUUAUACCCUUAUUUAAUUAAUUCACCAAAUCAUUAAGUUGUAGAUAAAUAUAUUAUUUGAACUCAUUAGAUUUUAAAUAUCAAUUGUGAAUGUAAAAUAUGUAUAAAUAAUGUUCAUAAUUUUGAUCCUUAAUAGAUUUGUAAAGCCUGAUGUAUAUACAAUUUAAUAUUAAACUAUUUCAACAAAGAGAUGCUUUUUAUCUAACUCACAAAAUGCUGCAAGUUUAUACAGUUAGUUUUUCCUAGGACCCAUUUAAAACUUAGAAAGAAAGGUAAGUUGGUAUUCUAUUUAG
Macrosteles quadrilineatus (aster leafhopper) is the source of this 6363-nucleotide messenger RNA. It is a transcript of the gene Kank, whose product is annotated as KN motif and ankyrin repeat domain-containing protein 1. The record is from RefSeq and is a predicted model, not a curated record. The transcript has 14 exons. Gene Ontology annotation, biological process: negative regulation of actin filament polymerization. Gene Ontology annotation, molecular function: protein binding. The coding region runs from base 249 to 3266 and encodes 1005 amino acids. Gene Ontology annotation, cellular component: cytoplasm; cytoskeleton. Lineage: Eukaryota; Metazoa; Arthropoda; Insecta; Hemiptera; Cicadellidae.